This is a messenger RNA of Pseudophryne corroboree (corroboree frog), 522 nucleotides long. RefSeq names its product ficolin-1-like. Gene Ontology annotation, biological process: complement activation, lectin pathway. Bases 1 to 408 code for a protein of 135 amino acids. The record is from RefSeq and is a predicted model, not a curated record. NCBI's taxonomy places the organism in Eukaryota, Metazoa, Chordata, Amphibia, Anura, Myobatrachidae. The transcript has 3 exons. Gene Ontology annotation, molecular function: antigen binding; signaling receptor binding; carbohydrate derivative binding.
AUGAUCAGACUGAGAGACGGGGAAGGCACCUGGGAGCUGCGGGUGGACCUACAAGACUUUAAUGCUGGAAACUAUUUUGCUAAAUACAAAUCUUUUAAAAUUAUGGGAGAAUCUGAGAAAUACAAAUUGAUACUCGGAGACUUUGUGUCUGGUACUGCAGGUGAUUCUCUGAGAAAUCAUAAUGGGAUGAACUUCACCACAACAGACCAGGACAACGAUGCAUUCCCCAAUAACUGUGCCCAGCGGUUCAAGGGGGCCUGGUGGUACAAUGGCUGUCACUGGGCAAACCUGAAUGGACAGUACCUUCCUGGGAAGCACACUACCUUUGCUGAUGGCAUUAACUGGUUCACUGGCAAGGGGCAUAAUUACUCCUACAGACAGUCUGAGAUGAAGAUUAGACUGCUGUGAUAACGCAGAGAGACGCUUCCUACAAUGACCCUGAUUGUAUGUGACAUAUAACUGCUGUGAUUGGCUGUUACUGCGCUAUAAUGAGAAUAAAUCAUACAGUGAUAUACGCAUCUA